This is a messenger RNA of Talaromyces amestolkiae, 402 nucleotides long. RefSeq lists its product as uncharacterized. Gene Ontology annotation, cellular component: cytosol. The coding region runs from base 1 to 402 and encodes 133 amino acids. Gene Ontology annotation, molecular function: protein-disulfide reductase [NAD(P)H] activity. NCBI's taxonomy places the organism in Eukaryota, Fungi, Ascomycota, Eurotiomycetes, Eurotiales, Trichocomaceae. The record is from RefSeq and is a predicted model, not a curated record. The transcript is spliced from 2 exons.
AUGCCGAUCGUCACAGAUUAUAAGCUCCCCAAAUCGGCGGAAGACUUGGAUCUGCCCGCCGACUCCAACUCGCCAUUUUUCAUCUCCUUCCACGCCUCUCGCGACCCAAAAACAGGCACACCCUGGUGUCCAGAUGUGAGAGCCGCUCUACCACCCCUUGAAACUGCUUUCUCCGCCGAUACCGCUCCUCGUGUUGCUUUUAUUGAAGUCGGCCAGCGACCCGAAUGGAAAGAUCCUAAGAAUGUUUACCGAACCAAGUGGAAUGUGCAUAGUACGCCUACUUUAGCGCGCUAUGAACGAGUUGAUGGCAAGGUGAAGGAGGUUGGUCGUUUGGAGGAAGCUGAGAUUCUUGAUUCGAAGAAACUCAAGGAUCUAAUUACUCGUCCAUCUGCGUCUUUAUGA